Penicillium nucicola is the source of this 1755-nucleotide messenger RNA. Its product is annotated as sugar porter family MFS transporter. Gene Ontology annotation, molecular function: carbohydrate:proton symporter activity. The transcript is spliced from 2 exons. Gene Ontology annotation, biological process: transmembrane transport; carbohydrate transport. Gene Ontology annotation, cellular component: membrane. Bases 1 to 1755 code for a protein of 584 amino acids. The record is from RefSeq and is a predicted model, not a curated record. Lineage: Eukaryota; Fungi; Ascomycota; Eurotiomycetes; Eurotiales; Aspergillaceae.
AUGCCUCCAUUAAUAGCUCCCUUUCCUUCCUCCUCAGCUCCUCCAUCCAUCUCAACCCAGUAUUCAACCUGGUACUCAAACCUCUACACUCGGUGGAUCCCAACCUCCAUAACCAAACGACGCUAUAGCAAGCUCCCCCAAUACCCAGAUCAAGCCCAAUCUCCACAACCAAGCACAUCCUCACUCUCCAACCCCACAAUGAAAGCAACUCGCUUCUCAAAAGCCCGAUGGCGAACCUACUGGCUAGCCCUAGUCCUCUGCUGCGGCGGAGCUCUAUUUGGUUAUGAUUCCGGAGUAAUAGGCGGGGUGCUCACAUUCCCAUCCUUCGAAGCAAGCUUCAACAUAACCAAGUCCCAAAAAACAAGCAUAAGCGCCAUAGCAGUGGGAAUCCAACAAGCCGGCGCCUUCGCCGGCUGCUUUCUCAUCUGGCCAAUAACAAACAGGCUCGGCAGACGCUCUGCAAUGAUGAUUUGCUCGGCUGUCUUUUGCAUAGGUGUUGUUCUCGAAGUCAUCGACACCCACUCGCUAUCGGCCUUUUAUGUCGGCAGGGUAAUCUGUGGCUUGGGCGUUGGUGGGUCUGCGACUGUGAUACCCAUCUACAUGUCAGAAAUGAGUCCCAAGGAGAUCCGGGGGCAGUUGGGGAGUUGUUAUCAGCUUACUUAUACUAUUGGCAUUCUUGUAAGUUAUUGGAUUGAUUAUGGGGUGAAGGAGAUGGAGUCUACGGCGAGACAGUGGCAAUUGCCUAUCGGGCUGCAGCUUGUUCCUGGUUUCUUGAUGGGUGUUGGGGUGUUGAGUCUGGGUGAGAGUGUGCGGUGGUUGCUGGCUGCAGGUCGGGAGGAGGAGGCUUGGAGGAGUCUUGUUUGGAUUCGGGCUGGAGAGGGGGAGGAUGUUGUUGGGGAGUUUGAGGAUAUGAGACGCGGUCUGGAAGAGGAAAGACAUGCUACUGCUGGGUUCAGGCUGAGGGAGUUGCUUGAGUGGAACAAUUUGCAUCGGUUGCUUAUUGGUGGUGGGCUGUUCCUUGCGCAGCAGUCGACUGGAUCGACUGCGUUGGCGUAUUUCGGGCCUCAGUUUUUCGCUAUCCUUGUUGGAGAUGGGGAUCGUACGCUCUUACUGACUGGCAUCUUUGGUGCGGUCAAGGUUGUUGCUUGUUCAAUCUUUGUGGUCUUCUUGUCUGAUCGCUUUGGAAGAAGGCCGCUACUAAUUAACGGUGCUGCCUUUAUGGCUAUUUGCAUGAUCGCUACUGCUGCGGUCAUCAAGGCUUAUCCGCAGCCUGGGAAUGGGACUGUCACAUCUUCGGGAAUUGCGACUGUUGCUUUGAUAUACCUGGACAUCAUCGCUUACAACUUCAGCUGGGGGCCGCUGCCUUGGCCGUGCACAAGUGAGAUCUUUCCCACGCGCAUUCGGGAGCCGGGGGUUGCAUUCGGCGUGGGAUCGCAGUGGCUGUUCAACUUUGUUUGGAGUUUCUCGACGCCAUAUAUCCAAGCGGGCCUUGGAUGGGGCACAUUCCUGCUGUUUGGUUUGUUAGAUGCGUUCAUUGCCAUUGGAACAUUCUUCUUCCUGAAAGAGACUGCUGGCAAGUCCCUGGAAGAGAUCAACGACAUGUUUGAUGGAAUUGAUCCCGAUGCCGAGCAUGGAUGGAAAGGAGUCACAGUCGAGGGCUCUGCCCUUGAUAAUGCUGAUACAUACCAAGAUGCGCAGACUGGUAUCGAUACCAAGUCGAUUCAAUCCAAAAGUCGGUCUAGACAUGUCGAAUAG